AUGCGCUUUGUUGUGCUACUGUCUGCAGCCUGGGCUGCCUUCGGCCUGGAAUCUGUCCUACGGGCAGAUUCUCCUCAGGUUGUCGACCUUGGAUAUGCGAUUUACCAAGGGACAUUCAAUUCUACCUCUAACAUAACGGAUUUCUUUGCUGUUCGUUAUGCAGCACCUCCUGUUGGGAAACUUCGGUUCCAGGCACCAGCACCACCGCUCAACAUGCGGGCACAAGGCGUGCAGCUUGCGAACACACAGCCUCAGGCAUGUCCAAUGGCUGGUCCGGGUCUCAAUAGUACUACCCCGUUCCGAGACCUGUCAAACAACAAAGAUCGCAGACAGAACACGGAGAUCGAGGAUUGUUUAUUCUUGAAUGUUCAUGUCUCCGGCGAAAUUAAUCCAAAAGCACGCAUGCCAGUCGUAGUCUGGAUCCAUGGCGGUGGCUAUGUUGCGGGUAGCACAUCCGGGCAGAAUGGGAGUGAUCUUAUUAGGGAAGCAAGUGGAGGUAUUGUUGCCGUUGAAUUACAAUACCGCCUGGGAGUAAUUUUAGGGUUCCUCCCUGGUUCUGAAGUGAAAAAGAAUGGUGCAUUGAACGCUGGCCUGUUCGACCAGCAAUUUGCGCUUCAAUGGAUACAAAAGAGUAUCCACCUAUUUGGUGGUGACGCAAGUCGCGUAACAAUUUGGGGAGAUUCCGCAGGUGCUGGAUCUGUACUUCAGCACAUUGUUGCACACGGUGGAAAUACACAGCCGCCUUUGUUCCAUCAAGCGAUCACGAGUUCGACGUUCUUGCCUUCGCAGUACAACUUUGAUGAUGCAAUUCCGGAAUCUGACCUGUCUAUUAGAUGCAGCAAUGCUUCGGAUACAUUUCAGUGCCUCGUUGACGCUGAUGCUGGAACACUCGAGAGCGCCAAUGCUGUUAUCAAUGAAUCCGGCUUUUACGGAACAUUCGUAGUGGUCCCAGUCGUCGGUGGGGACAUGAUCGUUGAGCGGCCUAUCCAGACCAUCAACCGUGGUAGGCUCAAUGGGGUGCGUUAUCCACUGUCAGCCAUUACGAAUGCCUUCGAAGGCACUGUAUUCGUUAAUGCGAACUUUUCCGCACAAAUGACGGCCACGGAUUACGUUACGCAGCUCUUCCCUCUGUUCAAUCAAGCGCAGAUUGAGGAAACAGUGCAGCAGUAUACGAAUAUCGGACUGAACACCGUCAACGAUCAAGCAAUUGCGAUUAUGGGAGAAUGUAAGCUCGGUGUUUGA
Fomitiporia mediterranea MF3/22 is the source of this 1242-nucleotide messenger RNA. Its product is annotated as alpha/beta-hydrolase. The record is from RefSeq and is a predicted model, not a curated record. The coding region runs from base 1 to 1242 and encodes 413 amino acids. NCBI's taxonomy places the organism in Eukaryota, Fungi, Basidiomycota, Agaricomycetes, Hymenochaetales, Hymenochaetaceae. The transcript has 10 exons. Gene Ontology annotation, molecular function: hydrolase activity.